CUCGCUAUUUUUUUUUCUUACCAGAAAUAAUAAUUUGAGAAAUCAUGUCGUCUGUGUAGUUUUUAUACUUGCUGUCUGUCCAGUCUCCGUUCUGCUCUGAAUGGCUGGGGGUCGCUGUCAGUCAAAUCAGUGGUUCCUUAAUAGGCUAGUGUAGUUUCACCGUCAGUCAUUUCAUCCUGUCCUGACAGAUCUCACUGGCUGAAGCAGCGCUAGAAUCCUCUCAUUUGUUUAAAUGAAUGUCAAUCGUCAGACUGAUUGUGCACUUUCAUUUGCUAGCUAUAGCCUGUCAUUCAAAGCGCCUACUUUGAAAUUGGUGGGUUAAGGUGUAGGUAAGCGUUUGUUAUUAUAGGUAUAUGCGCUGACAGUUACUAGUUUGAUUUGAAAAUGGGGCGCAUGAGGAAAACACUGAGUAUUGUGCACAAUACCCUGAUCGAAGGCAGAAAUCUCCACGGCAGGACGAAGCGGGCCAGUCUGCCUUGCCUCCAGUGAGUCCAGCUGUGCUAAGGAGAGGGGCAGAGCUCGGAAUAAGUGCAAUAUUUGGUGUGUAAACGGAAGCUGGAGAGUAAGAAGGAAGCCCUGCUGAUCCUGUCCAAGGAGCUGGACAGCUGCCAGCAGGAACGAGACCAGUACAAACUGAUGGCCAACCAGCUGAGGGAGCGGCAUCAAUCUGUGAAGAAGGAGUACAGAGAGCUCAUUGAUGGGGACCCUUCUUUACCACCUGAAAAACGAAAUCAGGUUAAUCUUGCCCAGCUGUUGAGAGACUCCCGUGAAUGCAAUAAACAACUGGUAGAAGAAAUAAAGGAUCUGAAGCAGAGGUUGGGAGAAGCUCAUGGGGAUAACAAGCUCCUCAGAAUGACAAUUGCCAAACAAAGACUGGGUGAUGAUGAGGUGGGAGCUCGUCACUUCCCUGCGCAUGAGCGUGAAGACCUUGUGCAGCAGCUGGAGAAAUCACGGGAACAAAAUGAACAAUUGGAGCAAGACCUCCAAGCGUCAGUGGAUGAACUACAGGAUGUGAAAGCCGAACGUUCGUUUUACCAGGAAAAAGCCAACAGACUGAACCUAGAGCUCAAUCAAGUUCUCGGAGGGCAUGAGAACCGCAUUAUUGAUGUGGACGCUCUGUGCAUGGAGAACAGAUAUUUACAUGAAAGAUUAAAGCAAGUACAGGAAGAGGUUAACCUGCUCAAAACGAAUGUUGUCAAAUACAAGAAUGCCCUUGAGCGAAGAAAGAAUUCCAAAACAAGCAGCAGGUGUAGUAGCAGUGCCCUCACUGGGGUUCUGUCUGCCAAACAAGUUCAGGAACUGUUAUCGAAAGACAGUGGUUGCAGUUUGCCUGCCACCCCUCAGUCCAUAUCAGACCUGAAGUCCCUGGCUACUGCUCUCCUUGAGACAAUUCAUGAGAAAAAUAUGGUUUUACAACACCAGCGUCAAACUAACAAGAUUUUGGGCAAUCGUGUUGCAGAACUUGAGAAGAAGCUGAAAACAUUGGAAGUGUCUGGUUUGUGGAGUCUCCCAGGCCUGACAUACAAUGUGUCAUUGGGAUUAGGGAGAGGAAGAGAUACCAUAACACUGACUGAGCCAGCUCUUGGUACGAGUCAGAAGCCCAGGUCCUCUCUGCUUCAGUUAAUGGAACCGCAGCCACAGCUGAAGGCAAAGCCUUCUGAAGAUGAUAGGAUAGAAAACAGUGAACCAUCUGCAAGAGAGCAGAGUGCAGCUGAUGAAGACCACCCUAAGAACUCCCAGAGUUCACAAGCAGGUCCAGAUGGUGACAUGCCGGUUUGUACAGACAGCACGGGGCACAACACAAGCACUGUUCUAUCUUUGCCCCUCUCGCCCACGGUGGAGGAGAUAUACAGGCGUGGGACUGAGAUAGUGAAGAUGACAGAGGAGCUGGCAGCUGCAGAGUGCAGUGACACUGAGAGCCCUACAAUGGUGCAGUGUCCAGUGCCAGCUGGGGCACAACUGGAACUGAAGUUACUGGAGCCAGAGUCUCCUCUGGACAGUCCAGCUGACUGCUUAGGUUUUGAAGGUGACCAUGUUACAGCAGCUGAUCUUGUAGAAGACAAAGACGCCGCCACAGCAAGCAUUGAUGUCUCCGGUAGUGAGGUAGCCAAUAGUACCACAGCUGAAUUGAACUCCCAAAUACGCAGCCCCGUGCCCUCAAAAGAACUGUGUCAAAAUGAAUUAAGGGAAACUAAUGAAAACUAUUUUGCAGAGAGUGUUGCAUAGAUUCUUCUUGUGUUUGUGAGUCUGGUGGCUGAUAAUGAAGAUAAAUAAGGUAUUCCAUAAAGGUCUGUAAGACAAGAGUUCUGCUUAAGACUGGAACUUGGGUUGAUUGGUUUCAUGUUUUCAGAAUGAAGAAAAAUGUAAUUUUGAAAACUGAAACAUACAGGUUUCUGAUUUUUGUUGACAUUUUCUGUCUUAAAGGUAAACCAUUAAAUGAGAAGCACGGAACACCAAGGACUAUUGAUAGUUAAUGUUUUUUGAAAUUUGAGCAUUUUUAACUGUAAUAUUAAUUAUGAAGCUAUUUUCAUAAACUGACAUUCAGAAGAUUCUUUGGGGGCUUUUAUUCAGAAAAUGUGUUCUUUAAUUAUUUUGAAUAUAAAAGCAUGUUGAGGGUAAACACAGCAUAUGAUUCCUGUUGAUCUGCAUAUACUACAGCUGCUGGACUUACUUGAAAUCAUGUAAGAAACAUUUCUGUUAAAUCUAGGUAAUGUGAAUUCCCACAUUUUCUCCUGUUCGAAGGAUAUACAUCCCCAAACCAGUUAGAUUCAUUUUGUAGUAAUUCACAUAACCUUCAGAAGCAAAUAACACUGAGCGAAAUAAAUGCAAAACUAAAAAUUGAUGUAAGAAACACAAGGUUUUCUGGCAACUGCUGAUUUAACAGAAAACCUUUUCUGAAAGUUACCUUGCGUUUUCAUGGUCUUUAUGCAUUUACAGUAGCACUAAUGCAAAAACUGUAGGCUACUAAAAUGGGCUUUUAUAGGAACAGCUUUGUAGACUUGCUUGAAUUAAUGGCAGGUUCAUUACAGUUUUUUUUGUACAAUCACACUUUUUUCAGGGGGUAAAGUAUAAUUUUGCUGGAAAUAAUUAUGUGACGGUGUAAAUUAGGUAUUUAUUAAAAUUUCAGCUAGUGCAGCUAAAGAUUAUAGCAUUUAAAUGACAUCAGUUUUCUCAUUAAAUUGUAGUGUUAUUAUUAUUCUGUAGUUGCUUGGUUUUCGUAGAUGUUUCAUGCCAUUGAAUGAAACUGACAAUUAGUCAGUCUGCAUUUGUACAACACAAUUAUUUUUCCUUGAUAUUUAUUAACUAGACAUAGUAAGAAUUAUAUUUGAACUGAAUAAUGCUUUAUUUUUGGAUGUUUAGCAUUUUGCAAAGCUGGUUCAUUUUUUGUUGUGCUAUCUUAAACAGUAUUGGGUUUAUUAGUUACUGUUCUUAAAAAUGCUAUACCGAUAGGAAACCAUAAUUGCACAUGUAUUGAUGAGGGAUGUGUUUGGGGAAUUUUUAAUCCAUUUUCAGGUUUUCAAUUUGGGCUUUUAUUUCACGUACAGUAGAGUAAGGUACAGGAUUGAAGCAGUGUUAGUGCUCCAUUGGUCCAUUACACAAUAAAAACUACAGUAUGUGCACAGUGUACUAACUCUGGAUUUCAAACAAUGUAUGUGACAUUAAAAUUCAUGGUCUAGAUUUUGAAUUGGAAGAAGAUAUGGGGAAUUAUUUUUAUUUUGAUCAUAUUUUAGGUUCACAUUUCAGUAUGUUUAUCUGUCACACUUCACAUGUUUUACAUAUACCUGGAGAGCUACUUACUCAAUGAUCAUGAAACUCUGUGUUGGCAUUAUUUGGCAUUAGUUAUUGAUAAUAUGCGAUUCUGGGGAAAUAGGGGAAGUCUGGUCCUUACAUCCAUAAAUAUUUGUCAUGCAUUGUCUGCAUAUAUCUGGAGCACUGCCUUUGCAAUUGCCAUGAAACUAGGUAUUAACCUUAUUUAUCUUAAGUUACUGAGAAUAUUACUGAGAUUUUGAUUAUGGAAGAGCUGAGGCCUGGAAACAGGAGAUACAGUGCUACCCCUUUAUAACGCUGUAGUCGGGAGCCAUAUUUAACUGUGCUAUUUGUGUUCUGUCUUAUAACAAGACUACUAGUUUUAGUGUAAUGGCAUAACCUUAUAACCUGUUCCGCAGCAUAAAGGGCCGACCUUAUAAAGGGGGAGCACUGUAUAUGCACUAUCGGAUCAGUUGUAACUUGUUUCCAAAGUAGUAACUGAGGUACUGUACCAGUCACUAACUUCUGUCUUUUGUCCAUUCAGCUUCGGAACCUCAUUGCUGUAUUUCUACAUACUGUGAAAAUCUUGUUACGAUUACUUGCAACUCUUAAAUACACUUCCUAACCAAAUGUACAGAAGAAGUUAAAAAUAAAAAAUAAAAUAAAAGAUUGGACUUUGCCAUCUCAGGUAAAAAAUAUAUUGCUUUAAUGUCUUGAAAACUGAUUACUACACGGUGAUGUUGUUGUUCAAAGAUAUUGCCUGGAGUGUUUUAAUAUUUUUUCCACAAAUUGUAUUUUGCAUAGGUUGCAUUAUAUGUUAUGCAAUUGAGGCCUAGUUGUCCCUUUGUUACAUGAAAUAAAGGUCAUCAAUCAGG
Messenger RNA from Acipenser ruthenus (sterlet), 4622 nucleotides. Its product is annotated as coiled-coil domain-containing protein 149-like. NCBI's taxonomy places the organism in Eukaryota, Metazoa, Chordata, Actinopteri, Acipenseriformes, Acipenseridae. The record is from RefSeq and is a predicted model, not a curated record. The transcript has 13 exons. The coding region runs from base 637 to 2226 and encodes 529 amino acids.